AUGUUAUUUAUGUUUUUCAAGUUACGAUGUGAAGUUCGACCUGGUUUUACUGCUCAUCAACCUCCUAUAGCCGGCUUACCGUCACGAAGUCCUAGUCAAUUUAUAGGAAUUGAGGUCUGGAACAGUGUGAUAACCAUCAGCGAGGGUGGAACAGCGACAAUUUAUAUUAGACCAUCAGUGGAAAUUGGAUGUCGAGAGAAAGAGGGAUGUGAACUAUCUGUUACUGCUGAUAUACCAAAUGUAGAGGAAAAUGAAAAACAGUGUCAACCGACAGCAGUAGCAAAUGGUGGCUGUGGUGUCAUUAUUAAGACUAAAAACUGGAACGUGAACAGAAGUUUAGAAAUAUCAUCAACAACUACUGAAGAAUUCGGUCAGGAUUCUAUACAACUGAAAAUAUUUCUUCGAACCGACGACGCAUACUUUUCGCAACCGCUCUGGGCUAAUUAUUUUCUUACUCCGGUUACGCUAUAUUUUAAUAUUAAAAAUAGUGUCUACAAUGUUUUAAUGAUCAAUAUACAGAAGGAUACAACCAUGAUUGAAGGCCGAAAAUGCUCUGCUACCGGCGACCCUCAUAUUCGUGAUUUUAAUAAAAGAAAUCUCGAAUUACAACUCCAGGGUACCUAUACGUUUUAUAAAAGUGAGGGAAAUGUUGAGGUUCAAACCCAGACAGAAGAUUGUUCAGGAAAGGGAACGGCAUAUUGUAAUUGUGGUGUUGUAGUAAGAGUUGGAAGAACUGCCUUUAUGAUCAACCACUGUAACCUAGGCUACUGGUAUAUUGACUAUAUAUUAUGUGACGAUGGUGCAAACAUUUUGGAUGUCAGGAAACGACGUGAAACAUAUUUUCAGUAUAGAGGCCAUGAUUUGUUAGAUAUUGAUAUAUUUCCAUCAAUAAGAGAUGUUGAUAAAACGUCUGGUCUAUGUAAAGAAAUUAACGCGCACUUAAAUAAGAAUGAUGACUUGGUAGAGGAUAUCCAAUUUAUAAACCGGUGGAGAGUUAAAAAUGAACAAAAUAUGUUUAUACCAGAGGACUAUGACUCUAUUGAGGGGAUAGAUACUUCGGGAACAUUUCAACAUUGUCGUUGUAAUGACCAUAAUGCUACUAAAAUUGUUGGAAAGCUCAUCUGUACUCCCAUCAAUGGUGUCACACCUUGUGUACAGGAUACAGAUUAUACCAUGUUCCAUACAAAGAGGUGUAUAUCACCUUUGCGAAGAAAACGGUCUGUACCAGGUUUUUCGCAAUCCAAUAUCACAAGACACAAACGGCUGAAAAGGGACUAUGACUCUAUUGAGGGGAUAGAUACUUCGGGAACAUUUCAACAUUGUCGUUGUAAUGACCAUAAUGCUACUAAAAUUGUUGGAAAGCUCAUCUGUACUCCCAUCAAUGGUGUCACACCUUGUGUACAGGAUACAGAUUAUACCAUGUUCCAUACAAAGAGGUGUAUAUCACCUUUGCGAAGAAAACGGUCUGUACCAGGUUUUUCGCAAUCCAAUAUCACAAGACACAAACGGCUGAAAAGGGAUGUAAGUUGGAAGAAUGGAUGGACAAUAAAACGAGCAGAUGAAUACUGUACUGAUUUAUUUAAUAAUUCUAAAGUUAUUGAUCGGUGUAAAGGAAUGAAAGGCUUAGAUAUCAACAUUGGAAUCAAGACUUGUGUUCAAGAUAUACAGUUAAGUGGAACUGAAGCUUUUGCACUGUCUUCCAUAUCCACCGUUAGUUCACAAUGUCUAUAUGAAGCCAGAAUGAAUCAAACUCUAAGAGAAGAAAAAGUGGAAGAUGGUAAAUCUCUUCUGGAGUUAGUUAAAGAAGUUUCUUGCCCUGGAGAGUGUUCAUAUCAAGGACGAUGUGCAAAAGGGAAGUGUAUCUGUAACACUGGGUAUAUUGGAUCCGACUGUGCAGUAUCUCUCAAUGAACCACCAUUAGCCCACAAUCUAGAAGCGGAAGGAUAUUGUGAUUUAUUAGUAGACGAUUGUACUGAAGUGGCUGUUUUUGGUGGAAGAUUUGUUGAGCAUGAAAAGACCAAGUGUCAACUUAAUCCUUUUGAGGUAAAAGAGGUUAAAAUAACACCACGAGGUAAUGUAAUAGUAAAAACAGCAGUAUUUGAGAGUAUUGGAGAAGUAACAUGUAAAUUACCAUCUAGAAAACGUAGAAGAUCAAUAGAUGUACCAGUUAUUGAUGAAACUGUGACAGGUUAUAAAGUCUCCGUAUCUAAUAAUGGUGAGAACUACAGCCAACAGUUAAAUUUUAUUAUAUAUAAUACAGAAUGUAUGAACUGCAGCAUGGAUACAGAAAGUACACAAUGCGUUUUUAGUUCUGAUUAUUGUAUAAUGGACAGUAAUUGCUAUAGAAACGGUUCGAUCUAUAACAAUGGGGAAGAUGAAUAUAUUUGUAACGCUGGUGGAAAGAGUAAAUCUUGGGACAUCAUAUUGAAACCAGAUGAGAAGGGAGAUAACCACUCUGUUAAUGGUGCGAAUAGAAAAAGUUUAGCUGUCUUACAAGACAAGGCACCACAGAAAUGGAAUGAGAAACCUAUUGACUAA
Messenger RNA from Lottia gigantea (owl limpet), 2538 nucleotides. RefSeq lists its product as hypothetical. Lineage: Eukaryota; Metazoa; Mollusca; Gastropoda; Lottiidae. Bases 1 to 2538 code for a protein of 845 amino acids. The transcript is spliced from 16 exons. The record is from RefSeq and is a predicted model, not a curated record.